This is a messenger RNA of Racocetra persica, 588 nucleotides long. Lineage: Eukaryota; Fungi; Glomeromycota; Glomeromycetes; Diversisporales; Gigasporaceae. The record is from the annotation of a GenBank genome assembly.
AUGGGAAUGGGUUUGUUAAUGUCUACUAAUGCGAAAUUAUCAACAAGUUUUCUAAUGUAUAUAGUUGGAUGCUUUAGCUGUGUAAUGGUUUACUUUGUUCCUUCUUGGAUUGGAUAUUACGCUGGUCUGGUUCUUGGUGCAUAUUUUAUGGCUAUUGCUCCAUAUUUAAUUAGGUCUGCAAUAAUUCACAACCCUGGUCGAACUUUGUUUACUGCCAUGAUGGUUUAUAAUAUUUUUUGUCUUGCACAUGUAUGGGUCGUUGCUUACGAGUUUGUUCCUGGGGGACCAUUAGCUCGUGAACGCACAAAUUGGAUUUUAAUAUUUAUGAUGACAUUCAUUGGCUCAGGUGUUCUUAAUGCUGCUAGUGUUGUUGAAAAAUUUAAAACUACACAACUUCAAAAAAUUAGAUCUAUUAGAAAUUAUACUCGUAUAGCUGUUUUUGUAAUUAUUUUUCUUGGAAUUUUUGUCGCAUUCGUUAGAUUUACAUCUGCGAAAACGCCAGUUCCGCAUAGACCAGAGCAUAAAAUGUUUACGGCCGGUAUUUGGACAAUUCAUUUCACUCUUGAUAAUGAUAUGUGGUCUUCAGAA